Mangifera indica (mango) is the source of this 2207-nucleotide messenger RNA. RefSeq names its product heat stress transcription factor A-4a-like. The transcript has 3 exons. Bases 859 to 2076 code for a protein of 405 amino acids. Gene Ontology annotation, biological process: regulation of transcription by RNA polymerase II. The record is from RefSeq and is a predicted model, not a curated record. Gene Ontology annotation, cellular component: nucleus. Gene Ontology annotation, molecular function: DNA-binding transcription factor activity; RNA polymerase II cis-regulatory region sequence-specific DNA binding. NCBI's taxonomy places the organism in Eukaryota, Viridiplantae, Streptophyta, Magnoliopsida, Sapindales, Anacardiaceae.
UCGGACAGAAAAAGGCAGAUAUGGAGGGAGCCAAUGAUCUCGCCACAACUAAGCAAAGCUGCCUGGUGUCGUUAUCGUCUACCAGUACCACUAGUCAAUGCCCUUUGUUUUUUCAAUUACUCUGCAUCUGCUGAAAGGGUACGUUUAUAUAUAUGUAUCUCUCUCUCUCUCUCUCUCUCUCUCUCCCUACUCGGUUCUAGAACGACAAUCCCCAAAAAUUCCCGUACAAGCUUCAACUAAACGAAUUAACCUGCCACCGUUUCUGUUUGGGAUUGAUUGCUGCUGUGGUUAGAGGCUUGAAAAUAUUUUGGGGGUUUUGAUCUGGGUUUGGAAUUUCUUUUGAAUUUGACUACUCUUGAAGUUUUGACAAAUCUUGGACGACAAGUUUCGGGGUGUGUGGUGUGAGGUCAGAAGGGUUUUUCUGUUCACUUAAUUCUGCAGCUUGGAAUUCGGGUUCACUAGAUUUGAAUUGUUCCUUGAUUUUGUUAGUAUUAUUUUUAGCUGUAAAGAGCUUAAGGAAAGUUGUGCAGUCUGAUUGGGUGUUUAUUAAGAGUAAAGUUUUUUUUUUUUUUUUUCCUUUGGAGAUUCAAGAGUUGUAAAUGGGUUUGUAGGAAUUUAAUGGUUGUAAAAUUCAAUGGAGUCUAGCAACUUUAUGAGAUCACUAAAGAUGUUGGGUUUCAUAUGAAACAGUGACGGAAAGAGUUUGCUUUUCCUUGAGAUUGAAACUUGGAGUGGAUAUUGAAGUUUUUUUAUAAAACUGUUUGAGCUUUGUCUUUUCGUGCUAAAAAUAUCCAAGCAAAGUGAGAGUUUGUGGCAGCUAUUAGAUUUCGGGAAUUUGAUUAGACUUGAAGGUUUGAAAUGGAUGACUCUCAAGGCAGUUCAAAUUCGCUUCCUCCUUUCCUUUCGAAAACAUAUGACAUGGUAGAUGAUCCUUCGACAGAUUCAAUCGUGUCCUGGAGUGCAUCUAACAAAAGCUUUGUUGUGUGGAAUCCACCAGAGUUUGCUAGGGAUCUGCUACCAAGAUUCUUUAAGCACAAUAAUUUCUCAAGUUUUAUCAGACAGCUCAAUACAUAUGGUUUCAGAAAAGUUGAUCCCGAGCAAUGGGAAUUUGCAAAUGAGGAUUUUGUAAGAGGUCAGCCACAUCUCAUGAAGAAUAUCCACAGGCGAAAGCCAGUUCAUAGUCAUUCUCUUCAGAAUGUACAAGGCCAGGGAAAUCCAUCAACUGAAUUGGAAAGACAGAGUUUAAAGGAAGAGAUUGAGAGAUUAAAAAAUGACAAAAAAUUGCUUAUUUUGGAGCUACAGAGGCAUGAGCAAGAGCGGCGAGGAUUUCAAUUGCAAAUGCAGCUUUUGAAGAAGCGUUUUCAGCAUAUGGAGCAGAGACAGCAGAAGAUGUUGUCUUCUGUGGCUCAAGCCUUGCAGAAACCAGGGGUUGCCUCAAAUCUUAGGUCACAAUUGGAAACUCAUGAUAGAAAGAGAAGACUUCCUAGAAUAGGUUACUUCUAUGAUGAAGGCAACAUUGGAGACAAUCAGAUGGAGACUUCCCAAACUGUGGCUAGAGAUAAUGCUGAGAGUACAAGUACUUUGCCACCAAACACAGAACAGUUUGAGCAUUUGGAAUCCUCCUUGACCUUUUGGGAGAAUAUUGUGCACGAUGUUGAUGAAACUGCCUUUCAACCUAAUUCAAGCCUGGAGUUGGAUGAAUCUACAAGUUGUGCAGAUAGCCCAGCCAUAUCUUGUAUACAACUUAAUGUUGAUGCCCGGCCAAAAUCUCCUGGAAUUGACAUGAACGCUGAGCCUGUUGUUGCAGCUGCUUCUGAUCCUGGUGUGUCGAAGGAACCAGCAGCUGUGACCACUGCUCCUGUGACAACCGGUGUCAAUGAUGUAUUUUGGGAACAGUUUUUGACAGAGAAUCCUGGUUCUACUGAAACCCAGGAAGUUCAGUCAGAAAGAAGAGAACCUGAUGGCAGAAAGAAAGAAAGCAAACCUGUUGAACAUGGCAGAUUUUUGUGGAAUAUGAGAAAUGUAAAUAGUCUUGCAGAACAGAUGGGGCAUCUAACUCCUGCAGAGAGAACUUGAUAUUGUUUCAUUGUUUUUUAUUUUUUUCCAGCUUUUGAUGCCCCAUUAUCUUUCAUAAUAAAUUUAGGUAUGAAUGGUUGGAUCUGGCAAUAAAUAGAUGUUCUAUAUUUGUAGUUCAUUGUUUUUCAGAA